This is a messenger RNA of Culicoides brevitarsis, 471 nucleotides long. RefSeq names its product probable small nuclear ribonucleoprotein E (gene SmE). Gene Ontology annotation, cellular component: precatalytic spliceosome; U5 snRNP; pICln-Sm protein complex. The transcript has 2 exons. Gene Ontology annotation, molecular function: RNA binding. Gene Ontology annotation, biological process: spliceosomal snRNP assembly; mRNA splicing, via spliceosome. The record is from RefSeq and is a predicted model, not a curated record. Bases 104 to 391 code for a protein of 95 amino acids. Lineage: Eukaryota; Metazoa; Arthropoda; Insecta; Diptera; Ceratopogonidae.
CGAUUGUGACUCGGCACAAAAAAACCGCAUCGGCCAAUCGUUUACCAAAACAAAUCCGAUUUUUUCUCAUUUUCCGUGAAAAUAUCAAACAAAAAGCCACAAAAUGUCGUUCAAGGCGAAUCCCAAAGUACAAAAGAUCAUGGUGAUGCCCAUCAAUCUUACCUUCCGUAUGUUGCAGAACCGGUCUCGAGUGCAAAUCUGGCUUUAUGAAAAUACAAAUCUCCGGAUCGAAGGGCACAUUGUUGGAUUUGACGAGUACAUGAACUUAGUGUUGGACGACGCGGAGGAAUUUCAUGUGAAAACACAGAAUCGGAAGCCACUUGGAAGAAUCAUGUUGAAAGGAGACAACAUUACGCUCAUCCAAAAUGUGAAUCCAGACCAAUCGGGAUAAUUUUUCGGGCAUCUCACAAUACAUUCAUUUCAUGUACCGCUGUAAGGAUAAAUAAAUUUUGGUAUUAUUUAAGAAUGAAA